CUAACGCUACGCUGAUAAGCGUCUGGGGACGAGGUCUGCUCCGGCACUUGUUACCAAAUUUAAUUCAGAACUGUGCUCGCAAGGUGAACAGUCUGUGAGACCAAAGUUUCAUCGCCACCGGAACCGUCUGAACAGUAAAAAAUACAGUUUAUGUCGGAAGAAACGUGACAUUUUUAGCAGUUAUUCGGUAAUUCGCACCGGCAGCUGACCUUACAUCAGCAUGAGGCGGCGAGCUAGCUUACCCGAGCUCAUCUCGUGGCGACGUUUCCAGUGAUCGACAGCAGGCAGGGGAGCGACUGCUGUGUAUAAAUGCUUGCUGUCUUUUAAAAAAAAUUAAAGUGUGUGGUGAUGGCUGGCCUGCGCCGACUCCUUACGCUGCACCGUGUUUCUGAAAUUCACUCUAAAGGAGCUGGUCGGACACAGUUUAGUAGCUUUACGUCCACACGGUGCUUUCUGAGGGAAACCAGCCGCAGUGUUAUGGAUAAUAAUCCAGGUGUUUCCUGCUUUAGAAAGCACUCAAGUUCAUCUGCGGAUGUUGCGUCGCGAGUGAGGAGGGUCUCUAUCGAGGGAAACAUUGCUGUUGGGAAGUCGACUUUUGCAAAACUCCUGCAGUCGGCUUCUUCGGAUUGGGAGGUGAUGGCAGAGCCUGUCAGCAAGUGGCAGAACAUUGUGGGCAAGACCUCAAAGGAAACCGACUCUUCACCCCAGACGACGGUCAGCAACCUGCUGCAGAUGAUGUACCAGGACCCCCAGCGCUGGUCCUACACCUUUCAAACGUACUCCUGCAUGAGCCGACUGAGAACACAGCUUCAGCCCCCUCCAGCUCGUCUCCUGAGCUCGGAGGGACCCCCUGUCCAGGUGUACGAGCGCUCGGUCUACAGUGACAGAUACAUCUUUGCUCUGAAUUUGUUUGAAUUGGGCUGCAUCAACGCCACAGAAUGGGCGGUCUACCAGGACUGGCAUUCCCUUCUGGUGGAGCAGUUUGGACACCAGGUGGAGCUGGAGGGCAUCAUCUAUCUCAGAGCCUCACCCAAGAAGUGCAUGGAGCGUCUGAAGCUACGGGGAAGGCUGGAAGAGAUGGGAGUACAGCUGGAGUACCUGGAGAAGCUCCAUAAACAGCAUGAGAAGUGGCUGGUAGAGAAGAGCACUGAGAUACACUUCGAAAAGUUGAAACAGAUCCCUGUCUUGCAGCUGGACGCCAGUCUGGAGUUUAAGAGUGACCCCGAGGCGCGGGAGCUGUUUAUUACAAAGGUGCAGAACUUCUUCAACGCUUUAUGAGAAGUUACUCAUCAACAGCCGCUGACAGAGGGACACAAAAGACACCGAAUUGACCCAAAAGAUGUAAAGACUGAGUAACAGGAAACAUUUAUUUUUUACGCCGCUAUCUUUGCAUGUCUCCCCUAUUUAAGAAGCACAGAGUUGAUCUUUAUGCUUCACUUCUAAAGAUGCCGUUACAUUUGUUUGUGGUCGUUUGUCUGUACCAGAAUGCUUGAACUGUGAAAUAUACUCCCAUCUGAAUGAAUGCAGAGGAGUCCAGUAGUUUUUAUACCAAGUAAUGUCCAUAAGCUAAAGAAAUACUGUGAACAGCGCCACAUAAGAUUUACCCUGGAUCUGUAUUAUGUGUGGAUUUCUUACACCUUGUUGACUAAAUAAAAAUGUUUUCUGUAAAUUUC
Messenger RNA from Fundulus heteroclitus (mummichog), 1673 nucleotides. It is a transcript of the gene dguok, whose product is annotated as deoxyguanosine kinase. Gene Ontology annotation, molecular function: deoxynucleoside kinase activity. NCBI's taxonomy places the organism in Eukaryota, Metazoa, Chordata, Actinopteri, Cyprinodontiformes, Fundulidae. The record is from RefSeq and is a predicted model, not a curated record. Bases 349 to 1278 code for a protein of 309 amino acids. The transcript is spliced from 7 exons. Gene Ontology annotation, cellular component: cytoplasm; mitochondrion.